Molecule: messenger RNA, 657 nt
Organism: Babesia ovata
Lineage: Eukaryota; Apicomplexa; Aconoidasida; Piroplasmida; Babesiidae
Product: WD40 repeat-like superfamily protein, putative
Exons: 6
Coding region: 1-657 (218 amino acids)
Molecular function (GO): protein binding
Source: RefSeq, a predicted model, not a curated record
AUGUGGAGGAAUGAACCGGUGAUCGCAGUGGGCGACAAUGCCGUUCUGCUCCUCGACGCUAAAGGCCGAGUUGAGCGGGAGCUGUCAAAGGAGGGCUUACGGUGCACAACCAACGCCGUGGCGGCAGCGGCAAACCUAGUCUGCGUUGCUACCAGCGACAAAGCCAAAAUCACUUUCAUAUCGGAAUCGCAGAGCUACAAGGUCUCCGUUCCUGAGCUGAUCACGGCAGUUGCCUUCUCCAGGUGUGGAGAAGUACUCUAUGCAGGGUCGAACACAGGCAGACUUUACGUCUGGCAGAUUCGCACCGGCACGCUGGUGAAGAACAAGCAAAUUUUCUUCAACGCGGUUACGGACGCCAAGGUUGACUUUUCGAACACGACCAUCUUGCUGUCGGCACAAAACGGUGAUCUUGCGCUAAUCAGACUAGUAGAGGGCUCCGUCACCGGCUGCGUCGAAACACUCAACCUCAUCACGUGCGCACUGGAUGGCGUCAGGGUUUGGGACCUCGAAGAUAGGCUCUGCAUCAGCCACUACAGUGGUAUAGGGCCCAGGAUCAACAAGCUCCUGAGCGGCGUGAGGCUCGCCGAAAAGGCGCAGUUCGUACCGCUCAAAAACGUAGUUUCACAAGACUCGCUGGCCACUAUAGCCAUGAACUGA